AUGGAUCCGAUGGACAUCGUGGGCAAGUCCAAGGAGGACGUCUCCCUCCCCAAAUCAGCAACAAUGACCAAGAUUAUUAAGGAGAUGCUACCGCCUGAUGUUCGAGUAGCAAGAGAUACACAAGAUCUUCUUGUUGAAUGCUGUGUAGAGUUCAUCAAUCUUCUUUCUUCGGAAUCCAAUGACGUGUGCAGCCGGGACGACAAGAAGACUAUUGCUCCUGAACAUGUUAUUAGGGCUCUGCAGGAUCUUGGCUUCAAGGAGUACGUUGAAGAAGUUUAUGCAGCCUACGAACAGCACAAGCUUGAAACUCUGGACUCUCCAAAAGCAACCAAGUUCACUGGUAUAGAGAUGACUGAAGAAGAAGCUGUUGCGGAACAGCAGAGAAUGUUUGCUGAAGCCCGAGCAAGGAUGAACAAUGGAGCUGCCAAACCAAAGGAGCCUGCAUUAGAACCACAGAAUCAACCCCAACAGCCCCCACAACCUCAACUGCAGCUGCAUCCUCAAGCACAGCAGCCUCCACAACCCCAAUCGCAACUGCAUCAUCCUCAAUCACAGCAGCCCCUGCAUCCUCAACUGCAACCGUAUACUCAGGCUCCACCACAGCAACCCCUGCAUCCUCAACUGCAACCGUAUACUCAGGCUCCACCACAGCAACCCCUACAACCUCCACUGCAGCUGUAUCCUCAGGCUCAACCUGAGCAACCCCUGCAGCCUCAAUCCUCAGGAUCAACCACAGGAACCUGUGUAAUCUCAACUGCAGCUCCAUCUACAACCGGCACCACUGCUGCUGCAACCGCCGCCCCAGCAAUCCCCGCAAUCUCAACUGCAGCUCCAUCAGCAACCCCAGCCGACGCUAGUGCCGCCGCGGCCGCAACCUCAACCCCAGCCACCUGA
Triticum turgidum subsp. durum (durum wheat) is the source of this 894-nucleotide messenger RNA. The record is from the annotation of a GenBank genome assembly. Lineage: Eukaryota; Viridiplantae; Streptophyta; Magnoliopsida; Poales; Poaceae.